AUGUUGGAGGGUAAAGCUUUGAUAGAGGGUACUGAUAUGCCAGUUAAGAUGCAGAUCCAAGCGAUGGCAUCUGCUUCUGAAGCUCUGGGUCUCUAUGACGUUGUUGAUUGCAAAUCCAUUGCUGCCCACAUAAAAAAGGAGUUUGAUACAAGAUAUGGUUCUCGAUGGCAAUUUGUGGUAGGUUCAAGUUUUGGGUGUUUUUUCACUCAUUCCAAGGGAACUUUCAUAUACUUUACUCUGGAGACUCUGAAUUUCCUCAUCUUCAAAGGGGUUUCUUCUUCUUCUUCUUCUUCUCUUCUCUGAGUAU
Messenger RNA from Gastrolobium bilobum, 307 nucleotides. RefSeq names its product dynein light chain 1, cytoplasmic-like. The transcript has 2 exons. Lineage: Eukaryota; Viridiplantae; Streptophyta; Magnoliopsida; Fabales; Fabaceae. Bases 1 to 303 code for a protein of 100 amino acids. The record is from RefSeq and is a predicted model, not a curated record. Gene Ontology annotation, biological process: microtubule-based process. Gene Ontology annotation, cellular component: dynein complex. Gene Ontology annotation, molecular function: dynein intermediate chain binding; dynein light intermediate chain binding.